UUGUUCAGACACAAUUGAGGAGUGUCAUAAAGACUCUAUGACACUGUUGAAAAGACUGUCAGAGGGGGGACAUAAAGUGUCUCAAGCCAAAAUGCAGUACUGCCAAACACAAGUGGAGUAUUUGGGAAGAUUAAUCUCACAUGGAGCCAUAGCAGUGACCCCUUCUCAGUUGGAGGGAGUCAGUAAGGCUCCACGACCCCGAACAGUUGGUCAAAUGAUGACGUUUUUGGGAAUGACAGGCUUUAAUUCAGAAUGGAUUGAAGAUUAUGCCAUUAAAACAGCUCCGCUUCGUGAACUGAUGAAGUCAACAGGGACACAAGCCUUGUCAACCCCCUUACAGUGGACCAGAGAGGCCACGAUAGCUUUUGAAACUAUCAAACAGGAAAUGCAAACAGCGCCUGCAUUAGCAACGCCAAAUUAUGAGAAACCUUUUUUGCUAUAUGUGUCAAAUCGCUGUGACAUGUAUGCGACAGCCGUGUUGAUGCAGGAGACGUGCAGUGGGAGGAGGAAGCAACCCAUUGCUUACUAUAGCUCAAAGCUUGACAGUGUAGUACAGGGAUGGCCUCCAUGUUAUCAGGGUUUGGCAGCAGUGUACUAUGCUUACGAGAAAGCCUCAUCAAUAACGAUGGGGUAUCCAGUGACCAUUUACACUCAUCACAAAGUAACAGAGUUGGUGGAUCAGGGAAGGUUUGUGGUGAAUCAGUCAAGAUGUUUGCAGUUUGCAGCAUUGUUAACGCAUCCUGAUGUGACAAUCAAGCGUUGUACUACAGUGAACCCAGCAGAUGUUGUUCCAUUUGAAUUUGAGGGGGAGCCUCAUGAAUGCGUGGCUGAGUCUAUGAAAUAUUCCAGGUUGAGGCCUGAUCUUGAGUCCGUCCCGCUAGUAAAUGCUGACGUCACGUACUUUGUGGAUGGCUCAUGUUACAGAGAUCAUCUGGGAAAUCAUGCAGGCUAUGCUGUAGUAGAACCGAGAGAAGAUGCCUUUGCAACAGUUAAGGCGGAACACUGUGUGCAGCCAUGUUCAGCUCAGCUAGCAGAACUAAAGGCUUUGACAGCAGCUAGUGAACUAGCGAAAGGUAAAGUUGCCAACGUGUUCACAGACAGUUCUUAUGCGCAUGGGGUAUGUCAUCUUUUUGGAGCCGUGUGGAAACAGAGAGGAUUUCGAAGAACAGAUGGAACACCAAUUCAGCAUGAACAACAAAUAAUCGCUUUAAUCAGAGCUAUGAUGCAGCCUUCA
Oryzias melastigma (Indian medaka) is the source of this 1234-nucleotide messenger RNA. RefSeq lists its product as uncharacterized. The record is from RefSeq and is a predicted model, not a curated record. Gene Ontology annotation, molecular function: nucleic acid binding; RNA-DNA hybrid ribonuclease activity. NCBI's taxonomy places the organism in Eukaryota, Metazoa, Chordata, Actinopteri, Beloniformes, Adrianichthyidae.